Messenger RNA from Peniophora sp. CBMAI 1063, 864 nucleotides. The record is from the annotation of a GenBank genome assembly. NCBI's taxonomy places the organism in Eukaryota, Fungi, Basidiomycota, Agaricomycetes, Russulales, Peniophoraceae.
AUGUCCCAGCUUACGCCCCGAGUAAAAUACCUUCCAGCUCUCGAGCGGGCCCGCAUGUUCGUGCGGCACCUCCACGUCCUCAUCGACGUACCGAGGCAACAAGACUUCGAGGCCGUGCGCAAGCGCUGCACGAUUAAUGGCCACGAGCCUGACUACCCAGGCCCGACGCUGGUCUGCUUGGAGGACACUCCGAAUCGCGGGAGGUUCGCGGUCUCCUGCUCCCAACCUCACCCUUUUGUUCACACUCUCGACGAAUUCGGCGAGGGCCCGUUUUGUAUAUUCAUCAGCCCCCCGCUCAGCCACCUCAGCCUCGCGUACUUGCGCGACCUCGGGGCCCUGCCCGCAGACAUUAUCAAAUGUCUUGAGGAGGCGCAACGCGACGAAGGGAUUGCGUCCCCCGUGUACAAAACGCCCUCUCGUAGGCUCAAGUAUGCCACCAUCGUUCCCAGCCAACGCCGUGUUAGCACGCAUUCUCAAUCCACGGGGGGCGGGCCGGUACGAACGCACUCGUCAGCUCUACUCAAUAACCUCCGUGUCGAGAUUCAUGUAUUUCAUGCCCCGAGAGAAGAGCCAGGUCGGUUUUAUCUCUCCGCUCAGCGAACUCCUGGAGCGGCCAUCCGGAUGGAUGAUCACAUCCAGGCGUGGCAGCACUUCGGAGUGGAUAGGCAUACUAUCAUCAAUGUGCUCGUCUCAAACGAGUCUGACGCGAUGCCCCACUGGUCGCCCGUCCGCCUCCGUGAUUGCGCGGUCUCCCAGUCCUGCCAGACCCUCGUCGUUGCGCUCGAAGGCGUCGAGCCUUCUCACAAGGCUCUGAAGAAGCACUACAAGGAUGCAUUCGAAGGAAGGUUGACACUUCCCAACUGA